Molecule: messenger RNA, 915 nt
Organism: Helianthus annuus (common sunflower)
Lineage: Eukaryota; Viridiplantae; Streptophyta; Magnoliopsida; Asterales; Asteraceae
Exons: 1
Coding region: 1-915 (304 amino acids)
Source: RefSeq, a predicted model, not a curated record
AUGAACCCGAAUUUUCAACCGGGUAACCAAAGCGGGUCAUCAUAUCAAAAUCACCAAGGAAGUAACCAAGGGGGUUACCAAAGGAACUACAAUCAAGGCGGUAAUGGGAGUGGCAAUUCAAACUCUCAAGGUGAUGAUUCAUUAAACUCUAAACUUGAUGCUAUUAUGAAUGCUAUCAACCAUUCAAAUCAAGAGAUAAAGAAAGAGUUUGAGGUGCGAGACAAGUCGCAUAAGGCAUUGGAAAAGCAAGUGGGUCAACUUGCGGAAGAAAUGGCCCAAAUUCGUGGAAGUGGAGGAAGACUUCCAAGUGACACCGCAAUGAACCCGAAGCAUCAAAGCUCAAGCACGGGCAAUGUGAGGAAUGUACACAUUAGCGCGGUAAGUCUUCUUCCGAAUGAUGAAAUUUGUAGUGUUCAAAGCAUUCCACCACCACAAUAUGUUGAUGGUGUAGUGGAAAAUAUAAGUGAUGAGCCGGAAAGUGAAAAUGAACAAGAAACAAUUUCACAAAGUAAAAUAGAAAAUACAACUAAAAAUUCUUUUUGUGAAAAUUGUUUAAAUCAACUUAACCCUUGUAAUGCAUCAAAAGUUGAGGAACGGUACCCACCGAAGGACAAGGGGUGGGAAAAUUUUAAACAAGCAAAAAAUAAUUUACCGUUACUAGAUGACAUUAAAAAGGUUACGGCUCAUGUGGAAUGUUUGAAAGAGUUGAGCAUUGAAAAACGACACAAUAAAUUACCCGAACCAAUUGAUUUAGUAUCACAUGUUAGUGCCGUUUUAUCAAGUGCGCUCCCCCAAAAAGUUCAAGAUCCAGGAGACCCUCUUAUCCCAAUUCAAAUUGGAACAUUUAAAAUUGAGAGGGCGCUCCUAGAUCUUGGAGCUUGUGUGAGCAUCUUGCCCGGGAGUUUGUAUGACUAA